This is a messenger RNA of Ananas comosus (pineapple), 2815 nucleotides long. RefSeq names its product zinc finger CCCH domain-containing protein 36-like. The transcript has 6 exons. Gene Ontology annotation, molecular function: metal ion binding. Lineage: Eukaryota; Viridiplantae; Streptophyta; Magnoliopsida; Poales; Bromeliaceae. The record is from RefSeq and is a predicted model, not a curated record. Bases 248 to 2533 code for a protein of 761 amino acids.
AAUGAGGCAAACGAACUAGGGCUCAAACCUGAAAACAAAUCGGUGGCGAUCGAAAAGGUCUCUCUCUCGCUUGCUCGCUCGCUCGCUCUCGCCACCAACACUCGCUUCUUCGAUCGAUCGAUCGAUCGAUCGCUCGCUCGCUCGCUCGCUCCCUCGCAUCGCAUCUCUUCGUUCUCCUCCCAUCAUCGCAUCGCCGCCCCGCUCCCUCUCCCUUCGCUUCCUCGUCGCCAUCGCCGUCGUAGCCGAGAUGGCGAGGUGCGCCGAAUCGGAGCCUGGUUCACCCGCGGAGGACGAAGAAGAAAAGGACGAGGCGGAGGUGGAGGAGGAAGUGGAGGAAGAGGAAGAAGAUGAUGAAGAAGAAGAGAUGGAGCUGGAGGAGGAGGAGGAGGUGGAAGAAGAGGAGGUGGAAGAGGAGGGGGAGGAGGAUGGGGAAGGAGACAUGCCCUAUUCCGUAGAUGGCGAUGAUACUAGGACAAAGGUAGAGUCUGGAGGUCGUCCUGAGGAGCUGAAGCUAAAUUCGUCCGCUCAUGAGAGAUCUGGCGCCAAUCCAGCAUCCGUUAGCCAAUUGGUGGACGAUAAUGGCGGUAACAUUACCGCCUGUGAUCCUUUAGUGGAGAUGCAAGCAGCAAGAAGAAACGAAGUCCCUAUUGAAGCUUUAAGAGAUACAAAAAGGUACAUCGAUGAUGCUCAUGAUAAUUAUAGGUCCCGUAUAGGCUCGCGUGGUCUGAAUGGUUCUGAGUCUGGGGGGAAUGUGUUCGAAACUCACAUUGAGAAUCCAAAACACGAUCGUAUUGGGGAGCAAAACGUACCAAUUCUGCAUACAAAUGCUGACUUGCGUUCUUUUGAAAAUUGUAGUGUCUCAAGUCUUAACUCUCCACGAAGAAGGCGAAGGAGCUCUUCUCCUGGCACCCCACUUGAGAAUUCAACAAAAAAGCCAGCAGUCAUAUGUGAUUUCUUUGCUAGAGGCUGGUGUAUAAAGGGGAAUUCAUGCACAUUUCUUCACCAGAAAGAGCUGGUUAUCACUGAUAGCCAGUCACCGAAAGAUGUAGGAGGGCCAUGUAAGAAGGAUGGCGUUGCUGAUCAUACAGACUCUGCACAAGCAGAAAGAUCAAAAUUGUCCACUGAUUCCACCGAAGGAGCAGAAAGAUCGAAAUUGCCCACAGGUUCUGCCAAAGAAGAAGAGACACCAAAAUUGUCCGCAUCUUUUGAGCCUCGAGACUCAUUAAAUGCUGAAACCUCAUCAGAAAUAGAUCAUCAAAGGGCCCUUGUCCUUGCAUAUGGUGGUGAAAACCAUACGUUACCACAUCUCAGUGGUGAGCACCAUCUACAUGCAUCAAAGACUGUUGAAGAGGGAUUUAUCGCUCAAGAUGAUUCACAAAGCAAUAGAACAUCUACAUUUCCAAGGAAUCAGCUGGGUCGCCCUCAAAUGAUCCGAGAAGAAUAUCAACAGCCUUUUGGCAUCAAAAGAACUUAUCUUGGCUAUAUUAAUCAUCAUGCUUCUGGCUGGGGGAAAGAGCCCCUCAGUUUUAGCAAUCAGCAGGGCCAUUAUUCAAUAUAUGACUCUCGUAGUUCUUAUAGUUCUUCAAAGUUAUUAAACCCAACUAUUGAUUACUCUCUUAACCCUCUAACGGGUUCCCCUUCAUCAAAUCGUGGAUCUACACCGUCGAGUUUGGAACAUAUCAAUGGCGGAGGAAAGUAUGAUUCUUGGUCUGCCUCACUUCCAAGAAGUUCUUCGCCGUUCUUCUCGAGAUCUGAAGUGGAGAGCAGCACACAUCAAAAGAUUCUCAGGGAGAAGAGAGCAGAAAUUCAGGGAAAUGCUUGGGAGAAUUCUGUGCCUUUCCGAUCUUCUUUUUGUAGUCUACAUCUUGGCAAACCAGCCCCUCAAAACCAAUAUGAUCCAUUUGUUGAUAGCCUUGAUCCACUCAAAGGAGGAAAUAUAAGUGAUAAUACUGGUUUGAGUGGAAACCCUACUCAUGGAUCAAAUGCCCAGAAAGCUACUACUGUAAGUGGAAACCCUGGUCAUGGAUUCAAUGCCCAGAAAGUUAGUACUGAUUUAAGUGGAAACCCUAAUCAUGGUUCUAAUUCCCAGAAAGCAACAAAUGCUCUUCCGCCGCCCCAUGAAGAGCUCCUAGAUAACAAGAGUUCAUUGGAGCUGGGAGGAGGACAUAAAUCUAACCCUAAAGAUCGUAAGGAAAAGGUUUCUCAUGUAAAUGAAGGUGCAAAUGCCAAAGAGGCGAAUUGUGACAUUAAACAAGUUGAGAAGGCUAAAAGUGACAAAGAAUCAAAGGCUUUGAAAGUAUUCCGCUCUGCCUUGGUGGAUUGUGUUAAGGAAUUGGUAAAACCCUUCUGGCGGGAGGGCCGCUUAAGUAAAGAUUCUCAUAACACGAUAGUUAAGAAAGCAGUGGAGAAGGUCCUCGGUGCAAUACAACAAGUCCCAACUAAUACAGAGGCCGUCAACAACUAUCUAUCGUCGUCAAAGCCGAAGCUUUUGAAGCUUGUGGAGGGUUAUGUGCAAAAGUACGGUAAAUCUUGAGCUUGUAUGAAUACCUAUUACCUACCGUUGGAUUUAAUCUAAAAACUCAGUGAGCUUGAUCGGACAGUGCCUUUGUAUCGACAAAGCAUCUUUCAUGGUAAGCCGCAAAUUUUGUUUUAAGCUUUUGUGCUACAUUGUUCUUUACUUUAUCUUGUAGCUUUGAGCAUUGGUGCUGUAGUGAGCCAUUAAUGUUCCUCAGAGGAUCUCUAGUUUGGGCUUACUGACUUUUCAUAAGAGAAAAAACUUGAGGUGCCCACAAGGUACAUAUUCUACAUUCGAAAA